Sceloporus undulatus (fence lizard) is the source of this 1551-nucleotide messenger RNA. It is a transcript of the gene DKKL1, whose product is annotated as dickkopf like acrosomal protein 1. The record is from RefSeq and is a predicted model, not a curated record. Gene Ontology annotation, molecular function: receptor antagonist activity; co-receptor binding. NCBI's taxonomy places the organism in Eukaryota, Metazoa, Chordata, Lepidosauria, Squamata, Phrynosomatidae. The coding region runs from base 146 to 1273 and encodes 375 amino acids. Gene Ontology annotation, biological process: multicellular organism development; negative regulation of canonical Wnt signaling pathway. Gene Ontology annotation, cellular component: extracellular region. The transcript is spliced from 8 exons.
AGUUCCUAGCAGGUUGCACCUUAGUUAGCUCUUAGCAACUGCUACCUUGGCCAAGACUGGUCUAUGUUAAACUACUUUAUUCAGAAUCUUUCAAGGGCUGGGUUCGAACUCUUCACAAGUGAGGUCUGGCUGGGGCAGCCACAGAAUGGGAAAUCGGGCCAAGAUGCCGCUGCUCCCACUGGUGUGGGGAUUAUGGUGCCUGACAGCUCUGCAGAAGGAGGGCACUGCAUCUGCUGCCUUCUUGCCCUCCAGUGUGGAGAGACUGUUCCAGGACUUUAGCAACAUGAUUGCAAAGAGCCAGGAAGUUCUAGGCACAACAGACAAGUUUGAGACGUCUGUGGACAUCAGCAAGCUACCCUUAAACUACCACAAUGAGGAAAAGCACAAUAAGAAGGUGGGGAAUGCCACUGUGUACAGCCACCAUGAAAUUGACAAAGUGACUGAUAACCGUACAGGUGAUAUGAUUUUCUCAGAGAAAACUGUGACCUCCAUUGAACAGGUAGACACCCAUGCAGCUGAAGAGAAGGAAUGUGUGAAUAACAACGACUGCCAAAAAGACCAGUUCUGUUUUAGGUCUCUCCUUGCUUCACAGUGCCAGCAGUGUAAAGCCAAGGAUACAAUGUGUUGGAAUAAUGGGGAAUGUUGCCUGGGUUACCUAUGUGUGUGGGGCAAGUGUACAGAAGAUGUGAGCCAUGGUGAGAGUGGAACAAGAUGUGACCCACACCAAGAAGAGUGUGCUCAGGGAUUAUGUUGUACCUUCAGCAACUCUCUCCCAUUCCCCAUCUGCACUCCCCAGCCAAAAGAAGGGGAAAAAUGUCAAAUCCCCAGUGGCACCUUUCUUGCACUGAUGGGUUGGGGCAGCCUGGAAGCAUUUGCCAAACCAAAGGAGCACUGUCCAUGUGCCCAGGGACUGAAGUGCAGAACUAAAAGGUAUUCCAUGAUCUCUACAUGUGAAAAGUCAGAGAAAAGACUAGAUAUAAGUAACCCAGAUCAACAAAUGUCUUUUUUCCAACCAAUCUUAACGCGUCAGAAUAAAGACGAUGAUUACUAUGAUGACUUUAGACAAGAUGGCCAAAUGGACAUACUCAAUCUGUCUAGAGGACCUUCUUCUAUGGAAGAAAUUAGCCAAACCAAGGGGCUAAGUGAAGACUAUGAUGAGAUGAGACAAUCAUCAUGGGAGAAAGAUAUAGCAUAUCUCAACCAACCAGAAUUCCAGGAACUCAAGGAAUUGGCUGAUGAAAUGGGCCAGGAUUGGAGGCCUGGCUUUUACUAAUUACAUUUGCCUUUUGCUUUUAAUUGCUUGUUGCUCCUCCUCACCUUAGUCCCCUCCCAUGUCUUUAUCUUAUCUCCUUUAUUUUUCUUCAUCAUACACCAAUUUCUAGAACCCGUCCAGCAAACCAAACUUGAAAUUGUUUUUCUUAAGUAACUACUAGCUGUGUAAACGUUGUUCUGUUCAUACUGGGAACAUACUACUUACUGUACAAUGUGAAGAAAGAUGUGGAUCAUAUUUCACAAACUCCCUUUCAAUAAAACCUUGGGCUAGUUUUGAAA